AUGCUCUUCCAACUCCCGUGCUCACAAUCCCAACCGAGUCUAUCACCCAUUCAUCCAACUCAUCCUCUCAGACCUCCUCCUCCUCCUCCUCCUCCUCAGCCGAGCACUCAGCCCACCCACCAUCCACACCCAAUUAUCACCCAACAGCCCUUCAAUUACCACGGCCCACUCAGCAGCAACAAUACUCCCCCAUCAUCCACGGGCUCAGUCCAGCCUAUCAAGAGCUCAUCCUCCUCCGAGUCACUCAAAAAUCAAAACCAAAAUCACUACAACAAUAUCCCACCACCACCCUCAUCUGCCGCGAGUAGUAGCAACCAGAGCAUCUUCAACUCAGCAGCCAGCGCCCUAGUCGAGACCACCAACACCAACUCACUCAACCUGCUCCCUGAUUUCCAAUCAGCAUCUCUUCCAGCUCUGACCCCACCUGUCACGAGGAAGAAUGAUAUCUUGUCGGAUAAGAUGGGCAAUAAUAAUAAUCAGCAGCAGCAGCAUAAUAAUAAUAAUAAUAAUAUUGUUACCGCCAGCCAUCUUCAAGCGCCAGACGAGCCCUUACUCAUCUCAACCCUCAACCUACCUCCAUCGAUCUGCUCCUCAUCUGCUGCUGCUGCUUCCUCCUCCUCAGCAAUCGAUCACUCUCCGCUCUCGAUGAACCUCAACUCUGUCCUUGGCUCCAGACCGACCCCCUCGACGACCUCCUCACCGCUCUCAAUCUGGCCCACUCCCAUCACUGGCCAGCCUCUGUCUGAGUUUGAUGACCCAUUCAGAAUAUUCCAGCAGCAGCAACAACAGCAACAGCAACGACAACAACAACAACAACAACCUUUCAUCAUGACCCAUCAGCAGCAGCAGCCCUCCACCUCUUCCUCCUCCUCCUCCCCAUCCUCGCACUCCAAUCUCCAGCAGAUUCCCCCACUCGUUCAACCCCAGCCUCGAGCUCAGCCCGGCCAGAUGCUGAUCGAUCCCUCCAGUGAACUCGUCUUUGCUGCUCAUCCUACUAGCGAUCAGUCCACCGCCCAUGACUUCCUCCCUUCACCCCCGUCCCCCUCCGGCCUGAUCGCUCAGCAUCCUCACUUCCAUCAACUUAACCACCAUCCUCAUCAUCCACUCUAUCAGCAUCACUACGGCCGUCAUAACUCUAUCUCAAGCCCUAUCGAUCACCCAUCCUUCACCCCGACCAACCUUCAGCUUCACUCUUACCCUCACGCUCAUCACCCUCAUCAACCACAUCUCCACAACCCUUGGAAUGCCCCCGUCGAUCUCGGUCACCCGGCAACGUUCUUUGACCCGUUCCAGAUCAAACAUCGUCGCCGAACUACUCCUGCUCAGCUGGGCAUCUUAGAGGCACAAUUCCAGUCGAACUGCAAACCCGAUGUGGCAUUGCGCAAGCAGCUCGCCGAUCGGCUCGACAUGACUCCGAGGGAGGUCCAGGUUUGGCUAAAACGAAGAAGCUCUGAGAAAAGAGCCGAGCAAGAGUCUGGCAAGAGUGCCGACCCCGAGGCCAACGGCAAUUCGUCUCGACCAGCAGCAAGCCCCCCUGCAUCAAUCUAUCUUAGUCCACCCUCGAUGCGAGCGCUCGCCUUACCAGCCGGUAUCAAUGAAAAUCCAGAUCAACUGCGCAUCGGUGUAUCUCCCCCAAGUCUGACCAGUGCGGCUCAUGCUAACGGGGAGAGUGAAGAGCUAGAAGAAGGACUUCAAUAUCGAUUCGAUACCAACACCGAUCGUCGACACCGUUCUCACUCGUUACAUCAUCACCCAUACUAUCUCCCUCCUUCGAAUAUCUUCUCUGGCCAGGCCAGCAAUACUCUUACCCCCUUGCCGAUCGGAAAUGGUACACUGGCCCAACAGCACCAGCAACAGCAACAGUUUAGCGAACCUGGUGGUGAGGAUCCAUCGCUCAUCUGCCGCAGGAGCAGUAACACCUCGAUCGCCUCAUCCACCGCCACGGCUACCGACUCCAACCUCAUCCGCACCCCAACAACUACCGAGUUUAGUACCGAGGAUAGCACUGGAUUGCCCGAUGGGUUUGAUCCCCGAAGACGAUCAUCCUGUCCUGCUGAAUUUAUCCAAUCCUUUGGUCAUUUCGGAUUGGCAAACGGCCAAUUGACCGAUGUCACGAAUGCCCAGAUUGGGUUGGAUUCAUCGUUCAUCCCGACUAGCCAAAAUGGGGACCAUCUCCCAUCCAAACUAUCCUUUGCCCCUCAUCCCUCUGCUCCAUUUACGAUCUUGGAAGAUCAAAACGGGGGGUGGGAGGCCCAAGUGGAUUGCUGGAAGGGCGAGACGACUCGGGAAGGGAUUCAAAGACGACACUCUCUCGCCACCAUCGGCAGUCCUCCACUCGAGAUGCAUGAGCUCCAAGCCGACGGACCGAUUCCAAGCGAUCAACUCAACCCCACUCAGAACGGGUUUUCAUCGCUCUUCGCCUGGGGAGGGCCCAACGGAUAUCCGCCCAAGAGCUUGUCUAACUUCGACUCCCAUCCCUCCUCAACCAUCGUUAGCUCGAACAAUGUCUCGAAUGGGUGUAUGCCCGGUGGGUAUGGUCGUCGGGCUUCUACAUCUGUUCUUAAAUCGAUCGAAGAACACCCUGGAAAUAUGUGGAACUAG
Molecule: messenger RNA, 2601 nt
Organism: Puccinia graminis f. sp. tritici CRL 75-36-700-3
Lineage: Eukaryota; Fungi; Basidiomycota; Pucciniomycetes; Pucciniales; Pucciniaceae
Exons: 3
Coding region: 1-2601 (866 amino acids)
Biological process (GO): regulation of transcription by RNA polymerase II; cell differentiation
Molecular function (GO): RNA polymerase II cis-regulatory region sequence-specific DNA binding
Source: RefSeq, a predicted model, not a curated record